Messenger RNA from Pteronotus mesoamericanus, 1060 nucleotides. RefSeq names its product parvin gamma (gene PARVG). NCBI's taxonomy places the organism in Eukaryota, Metazoa, Chordata, Mammalia, Chiroptera, Mormoopidae. Gene Ontology annotation, cellular component: cytoplasm; focal adhesion; actin cytoskeleton. The transcript is spliced from 12 exons. The record is from RefSeq and is a predicted model, not a curated record. Gene Ontology annotation, biological process: cell projection assembly; substrate adhesion-dependent cell spreading; actin cytoskeleton organization. Gene Ontology annotation, molecular function: actin binding. The coding region runs from base 4 to 1002 and encodes 332 amino acids.
AGAAUGGAAACCGACUCCCUCUACCUCCUGCUGCAGUUCCCCAAGGGGGUGAGCCCGCCGGUGGAGCAGGAGCUCCUCCUGCAAGGAGAAAAGAAGAAAUUCCUGCCCCCCACUUCCCGGGAGGACCCCAAAUUUGAAGAAUUGCAAAAGACCCUGAUGGAGUGGAUCAACGCCGAGCUCCUGCCCGAGCACAUUGUGGUCCGGAGCCUGGAGGAGGACAUGUUCGAUGGGCUCAUCCUGCACCACCUUUUCCAGAAGCUGGCAGGGGCCAAGCUGGACGUGGAGGAGAUCGCCUUGACUGCUGUCAGCCAGAGGCGCAAGCUCGAGGCCGUCCUGGAGGCCGCCAACCGCAGCCUGAAGGGGGACGAGCAGCCGCUCAAGUGGAGCGUGGACGACAUCUUCGGCAAAGACCUGCUGGCCACCUUGCACCUCCUCGUGGCUCUGGCCAAGCGCUUCCGGCCCAACCUGCCCCUCCCCAGCAACGUGCAGGUGGAGGUGAUCACCCUGGAGAGCACCAAGAACGGCCUGAAGUCGGAGAAGUCAGUGGAACAGCUCACCGAGUGCAGCACGGACAAGGACCAACCUUCAAGAGACCCCUUUGAUGAAUUAUUCCAGCUGCAUCCGGAGAAAGUGAAGGUCGUGAAAGAGGCCAUCGUGACCUUCAUCAACCAGAAGAUGGAGCACCUGGGCCUGUCCGUGCAGGAUCUGGACACGCAGCUGGCAGACGGCGUCAUCUUACUGCUGCUGAUCGGACAACUGGAGGGCUUCUUCCUGCACUUGAAGGAAUUCUACCUCACGCCCAGCUCCCCUGCGGAAAUGCUACACAACGUCUCCCUGGCCCUGGAGCUGCUAAAGGACGAGGGCCUGCUUGACUACCCCGUCAGCCCUGAAGACAUUGUCAACAAGGACUCCAAGAGCACGCUGCGCAUCCUCUACAGCCUGUUCCGCAAGCACAAGCUGAAAGACACCGCGGACAGGGUGCCCCGUGGACCCUCACAUUAGCCGACUGCCCCCAAAGCCGCUUCUCCGCGGCCUCUCCGGGCCAGCUGCCGCCCCCGCC